This is a messenger RNA of Manihot esculenta (cassava), 918 nucleotides long. RefSeq names its product proline-rich receptor-like protein kinase PERK3. Bases 33 to 779 code for a protein of 248 amino acids. Lineage: Eukaryota; Viridiplantae; Streptophyta; Magnoliopsida; Malpighiales; Euphorbiaceae. The transcript is spliced from 5 exons. Gene Ontology annotation, biological process: protein phosphorylation. The record is from RefSeq and is a predicted model, not a curated record. Gene Ontology annotation, molecular function: protein kinase activity; ATP binding.
ACUCGAUCAAAGAUAGCUAUAUACAACUUUUGAUGGGUUGCUGCUGGAGCAACAGAGCCGGACCAGAUCUUCCUAUUGAUCCUAGAGAUGGUGUAUCUACAUUUUAUAAUAAUUAUUCAUCUUCGCCUGUUCAUCAUCUCACCACUGCAUAUAUCUCAUCCUCAUCUCCUGAGAGGUAUCAGAAUAAUAUUGCAUCUGCCUCUCAGAAUUAUCAAGGAUAUGAACAGAGGCAAACUUUUGUUCAAGAACUAGCUCAGCCAGCUGGUGAUGAAUCUAGCUCAUAUUUUGAUAGAAGAUAUGGGCUGAAGAUAUAUAGUUAUGACGAACUAGCAGAGGCAACUGAUCGUUUCUCCAACAAUGAACUCCUUGGUGAGGGUGCUUUUGGUCAAGUCUUUAAGGGAAUAUUAGACGGAGAAGUCGUUGCUAUUAAGAAACUCAAAACUAUACAGGAUGAAGAACCAGAAAAUCCUGAAAUACAAUUGGGGGAGAUUGACUUCCUUAGUAUUGUUCGUCACCAAAAUGUUGUUAAACUAAUUGGCUAUUGCAACGAAGGAAGGAAUUGGUUGCUUGUUUUAGAGUAUGUACCCAACAAGUCUUUGAGAUCUCAUUUACAUGGAAAGAGUCUCUUGAAAUGGUCAAACAGAAUAAAAAUUGCUAUAGGUUCUGCCGAAGGAUUACAAUAUCUGCAUGAAGGAUGUGGUAUCAAAAUUAUACAUCGAGAUAUAAAAGCGGAUAAUAUUCUUCUUGACAAUAAUUUUGAAUCGAAGGUAAAAGUUUAAGAAUGACGGAUAAAAUUUUCUUAUCUUCUCUUCUUUGCUUCUUCAUCUUCCUCUACAAACCCCUCUAAAUAAUCAAUUUACAGUUCAAGAAGCCAUUAAUUAUUUCUCUCUCUAAAUAAUCUACUUCGUGUCCUAUAAG